CUUUAUUUCAUCCACUUGGUUUCAGUUAGCCUAUUUACUUCACCCUCUGGAGCCCCUGGUGUUCCAAUCAUGUUUCAGGAGUAAUAUCUCCUCCCAAAAAAUAACUUUACUCAGCCAGCAAAAUAUUAAGCAAUACUUUGCUAUAGAAACAAAUAAAGCCAGAUAGUCUUAAUAGCCAGUCUGAACUGGAAUCCAGGGUGUGAGCUUAUGUAAUUCCGGACUUUGUUCUUCUGUGAAAUAUCCUUUGCUGAGCAAUAAAGAGUGUCCAAGAGCACCGAACUGAAUCUCCUCUUUAGAAGGGAUCUGAAUAAGACACCAGUGAGAAGAAAGGAUGGCAAAGGAAAAAAGUGGCUUUGCAGAAUUUGUAGAGAAUUUCUUAGAGGAUGACAAGGAUAACAAUGAUGACCUGCUAUUUUCGUACAGAGGAGUCCUGUAUCCUAGUCGUCUUUGUAAAGUUGAGACUUUUGAAGCUCUUGAAACCAUGGAAGCCAGAAAGGAUGAUGUCUUGAUAGUGGCUUAUCCUAAAUGUGGUACAAAUUGGUCAUUAUAUAUUUUAAAUGAUAUGGUGGCAGAAAUUCACAAGGAUAUUUCACCCCCGAGUAACUUUCAACUGCUUGAGUUUGGACGUCCAGAAAAAAUUAAGGAUAUAAACGAAUGGCUUUCUCCUCGAGUGUUUACAACACAUCUCCAUUAUGAUAACAUCCCCAAAUCAUUUUUUGAAAAGAAGGUAAAGAUACUUGUGAUAUUUCGAAAUCCUAAAGAUACGGCUGUCUCCUAUUAUCAUUUUCAAAACAAAAAUCCUUUGCUCCCCAGUGUCGACUCCUGGGAUGAAUUCUUUCAAAAAUUCAUGAAUGGUGAAGUUGCUUAUCGAUCCUACUUUGAACAUGCUCUUGCUUGGGACAAACACAUGAAUGAUGAAAAUGUCAUGAUCCUCACAUAUGAAGAGCUGAAAGAAAAUCUGUAUGAGGGAAUUAAACAAAUAGCCGAGUUUUAUGCAUUUCCUCUUUCUGAAGAGCAGAUGAAAUCUCUGGCAAGCAAAGCAACCUUUCAAGGAAUGAGUGACAGAUCCUCACAAACCCACGGCGCAAUUGCCCCCAUCAUUUUCAGAAAAGGUGAAGUGGGCGACUGGAAGACACUGUUCACGGAAGCUCAGAGCCAGGAAAUGGACGCAAAAUUUGAAGAGUGUUUAGCAGCAACAAAAUUGGGCAGAAGGCUAAGAUAUGAUAAAUACUGCAAAUUCUGAAGUUAUAGCUUGAAAUAUUUUAAUGAUUUUUUUUCCUGUUGGUCAUGGGAGUCCUGUGUGCCAAGUUUGGUUCAAUUCCAUUGUUGGUGAAGUUCAGAAUGCUUUUUGAUUGUAGGUUAACUAUAAAUUUCAGCAAUUACAACUCCCAAAUGACAAAAUCAAUUUUGAGUGAUUAUUUUACUACAAAGAAAAGCCUCCUGUGUAA
Messenger RNA from Anolis sagrei ordinatus, 1448 nucleotides. The record is from RefSeq and is a predicted model, not a curated record. Lineage: Eukaryota; Metazoa; Chordata; Lepidosauria; Squamata; Anolidae.